CGAACAAUUGCCUGAAAUGGAAAGAAACCAUAACAGAGGAGCAAAACAAUGGUCCCAGAACACAAAAGAACAUAAAAGCUCCCUCCCCUUCAUCUUGCCUGGUUUUUGGUCCCCGUAAUCCAGGUAAGUCUGUAAAUGCUCGAAAACUCCAUGGUUGAUUAGAGAUGGUUUAGCCUAACACCAUCACACGCAACACAAAUAAAAACCUAAGAAUCCAUUUUUGUUUUGUGGGCGUACAGGAAAACUUCGUCUUUUCUCCUUUCUUCAUCAUCAGCCUCCCUUGUUUUCCUGUACGCCAAAGCGCGUGGAAUCUGAACCUUCCCUUCUCCUUAGCCAUGCACGCCAAUACCCAUAAUUUCUUUUUUCUUGUUUGCCUACCUUUCCUCUUGAAUGCCCUUCAUGUAUGGAGCGGGGAAUCGGAUUCAUUGGUCUUGAGCUCUGGUAAUGGCGGCACAGACACAGAUGGAAGGAAAUGGGGUGCAGAUUCUAAGUACCUUGACGCAAAAAAUUCAAUCACCUCCACGGCCGCAUUCCAGGACCCAUCACUUUCCUCUGUGAUUCCAUACAUGACAGCAAGAAUUUUCCCAUCAGAGGCAUCGUACAAGUUCCCAGUGAAGUCAACCAAGCGUUAUUGGCUUAGGCUCCAUUUUUAUCCCUCCGCCUACAGCAAUUUCAAUGCUGCGGACUCCUAUUUCUCGGUUACCGCGAAUACUCUCACGCUCUUGAAGAAUUUCAGCGCUUCGAUUACCUGUCAGGCACUUUCACAAGCAUACAUUGUGCGGGAAUAUUCCCUCGCGCCAUUGGAAUCGGAGACUCUGACUGUCGUCUUCAAGCCUUCGAAUAACCAUCCCGGGGCUUUUGCAUUUGUCAAUGGGAUCGAGGUGAUUCCAAUGCCGGAGUUGUUCGACGCUGCACCGAUGGUGGGAUCGCCAACCGAAGUUGACGUCAAGAGCUUGACGACGGAGACAAUGUAUAGAUUGAACGUCGGCGGGCAGUAUAUUUCUCCGGCCAACGACUCCGGUCUUACCCGGGCGUGGUACGACGACUUGCCGUAUAUAAUCGGCGCUGCAUCGGGGACCACCAAUCAUGCUAGCCCAAAGCUUCAAAUCCAAUACCAAGAUAUGCCGAAAUACAUUGCUCCUGAAGAUGUUUAUAAAUCAAGCAGAUCAUUGGGAGUAGUCACGAGUAUCACACAGAAUUUCAACCUCACAUGGCAGUUCCAGGUUGAUCCAAAGUUUAUGUAUCUUGUAAGGUUAUAUUUCUGUGACUAUUACUACAGCAAAGAAAACCAACUGGUUUUCUCUAUCUUCAUCAACAAUCAAACGGCAGAGCCUACGGCAGAUGUGAUUGGAUGGAGUGGGGGGAAAGGAGUGCCAAUCUACAAAGAUUAUGUGAUAUAUGUGAAAGAAGAUGGGUGGGGGAAUCAGACACCAACUCUUUUGUUGGCUUUGCAUCCCCAAGGUGAAUCAAAGCCUGAAUUCUUAGAUGCAAUGCUCAAUGGAGUAGAGUUGUUCAAGCUUGGUGAUUCGACUGGAAACUUGGCUGGUCCCAAUCCUCAGCCUUCGGCUAUGCUUAUCAAGGCUGAGCAGGAGAAAAAGACUUUUAAGAAAUCAGAUGACACAAAAGGGAAGGUGAUUGGUGGAGCUGCUGGAGGAGCUGCAGCCUUUGGCAUUGUGGCUGCAAUUUGUGUUGUUGUGCUUUACCAGAGAAAGAGACGAAUCCCAGGAUCAGAAUCACAAACUUCCAGCUGGCUACCACUAUAUGGAAACUCCCACACGACUGGCACCAAAUCAACCAUCUCAGGGAAGAGUACUGCUAGCAGCGGCAUCUCGGCUGCGGCUCAGGGGCUGUGCCGCCACUUCUCGCUGGCGGAGAUAAAACAAGCUACUAAGAGCUUUGAUGAGUCGAAUGUCAUUGGGGUUGGAGGGUUUGGGAAGGUUUACAAGGGAGUUAUUGAUGCAGGGAUGAAAGUGGCAAUCAAGAGAUCAAACCCAUCUUCAGAGCAAGGAGUUAAUGAGUUCCAGACAGAAAUUGAGAUGCUUUCUAAGCUGAGACACAAGCAUUUGGUGUCUCUUAUAGGUUUCUGUGAGGAAGAUGGUGAGAUGUGCUUGGUUUAUGACUACAUGGCGCGUGGGACUCUGAGGGAGCAUAUCUAUAAGUGUAAACAACCUCUCUCAUGGAAACAAAGGUUGGAGAUUUGCAUUGGAGCUGCAAGGGGACUUCACUACCUUCACACUGGUGCACGGUACACCAUCAUUCAUAGAGACGUUAAAACAACAAACAUUCUUUUGGAUGAGAAUUGGGUUGCUAAGGUUUCAGAUUUUGGGCUCUCCAAAACAGGACCAAACAUGAACAAUGGCCAUGUUAGUACAGUGGUGAAGGGUAGCUUUGGUUACCUGGAUCCUGAAUAUUUCAGGAGGCAACAGUUGACUGAGAAAUCCGACAUCUACUCAUUUGGGGUUGUUCUUUUUGAGGUCUUGUCUGCAAGGCCUGCUCUCAAUCCCAGCCUUCCAAAGGAACAGGUCAGUCUUGCAGAUUGGGCUCUGCACUGCAAAAGAAAAGGAACCCUCGAUGAUAUCAUUGAUCCUACUGUCAAGGGAAAGAUCAAUCCAGAAUGCUUGAAGAAGUUUGCAGAUACAGCUGAAAAGUGCUUGGCGGAUGCUGGAUUUGAACGCCCUUCAAUGGGUGAUGUGCUGUGGAAUCUUGAGUUUGCUCUCCAAUUGCAGGAAAACCUGCAGGAUGGUUCAAGCCACUCUUCGCAAGGCCAGGAAAGUGAUGACACUUCUGAAGAAAGCCUAAGAAACCGUAACAUGGCAAUGCAUUAUAGGAAUCUAAACAUUGGAAGUGAGCAUGAAGGAAGUGAUGAAUCCUCCGAAUCCAGCGCAAUCUUCUCACAGAUAGUCAAUCCCAAAGGGCGAUAAGAAUGAUAUUGUUGUUGUUGUUGAUUGCUGCAUGCAUGCCCCACCAGGAAGGGCUGAAAAUGACAAUGGAAGCCAAGGAAUUUGAGCAUAUAAGAACAGCUUUUGGGGUUAUACUUCAGAGGGUGAUGCUUUAUUGUAUGAAUUAUUUGUUGGGUUUGUUUUGUUUUUUUUUUUCCCUUUUUAGUAUUAAAUGUUGAUCAUCAGGCCAUAAGAAAAAAAGUAUAGCAACUUUGUUCUUGUCAAGCUCACCCCACCCUGUGUUUUAUGUGAUGAAUCUCGAUCUAACUAUGUACAUUUAGCCUUUCUUCUGAUAUAACUA
Messenger RNA from Corylus avellana, 3240 nucleotides. RefSeq names its product receptor-like protein kinase ANXUR2. NCBI's taxonomy places the organism in Eukaryota, Viridiplantae, Streptophyta, Magnoliopsida, Fagales, Betulaceae. Gene Ontology annotation, biological process: protein phosphorylation. Gene Ontology annotation, molecular function: ATP binding; transmembrane receptor protein tyrosine kinase activity. The record is from RefSeq and is a predicted model, not a curated record.